This is a messenger RNA of Oryctolagus cuniculus (rabbit), 2158 nucleotides long. NCBI's taxonomy places the organism in Eukaryota, Metazoa, Chordata, Mammalia, Lagomorpha, Leporidae. The record is from RefSeq and is a predicted model, not a curated record.
CUCUUUUGUGAUCUGUGUAACUAGGACCCAUCUAACCAGCCUUUGCACUCGUUGGUGUUGUUUGUGCUUUUUCUUGGUUGUUGGUUUCUGGGUCUGUUUGGUUUUUGCUUUUUUCCAUUUUGUUUAGUUUGUUGUUUUCCUCCUCGUUGUUGUUUUGCCCAUUUGGUCUUUUUUUGCAGUUUUCUUUAUUUUUGCUUCCCCCACUCUAGUCAGCUAGCACGCUCAGAAGUAUCAGUGUUCGAGGAUUUAGUGGCUUUUUCUCUUUGUUGUUUUCUACUUUAUUGAGAUAGUCUUGCGGCUUCGCCUCUAGAGCAGUGAGAGUAGCUGGUGCUGUGUCUUAGUCAGCUGGGCAGUCAGGCCCCCGUGGUCCCUUUGUGUUGUAGGCAGUGCAGUGUGGGUCGGUGAUUAGCUAGCGUGUGUCGAGCGAGUUAGGGAGUCGAGAGAGCAUAGCUAGGUGACCGGCAGCAUGAAAGGCCCCUGGGAAGUCCAUCCUCCUCUGGACAGGUACGACUUCCUAUAUGUGCUCGGCCGGGGCGGCUUCGGCCUGGUGAAGCUGGCCCGGCACCUGGCGUCGGAAGAGUUCGUGGCAGUGAAGAUCCUCCUGCAAGGCGCCUCUCCCAGCAGCCCGCUGUCCGCUCAGAGGGAAGUGGACAUUCUGAGGAGCCUGCGGCACGACAACAUCGUGCGGCUGCUGGAGGAGCGGCACACGAGGACGCACCUGUUCCUGGUCAUGGAGCUGGCGACCGGGGGCUGGCUCCGGAGCUAUGUGCAGGAGCAGGGCGGCCUGGCCGAGGACGAGGCCGGGGCCCUGUUCGGCCAGGCGCUGGCCGCCGUGAGCUACUGCCAUGGCCAGCGCGUGGCGCACCGGGACCUCAAGCUGGGCAACCUGCUGCUGGACGAGCACAUGAACAUCAAGCUGGCGGACUUCAGGCUGAGCCUGUGGCUGGAGCAGGGCACGCUGGUAAGGGGCUUCUGCGGGACCCCCCAGUACUGCGCACCUGAGGUUUUCCUCGGUGAGGACUACAACGCUUUUAAGGCCGACGUGUGGAGUCUGGGGGUGGUGCUGUUUGCCAUGCUGGAGGCCACGGUGCCCUUCCACGGCAAGGACAUGGACAAGCUGCAGAACCGGGUGCUGCGUGGCACCUACGUGGUGCCACGUGGCAUCAGCCUGGCCCUGCAGGACGCCUCGGGGAGGCCCAGUGCGGAGGACGCCAGGACUCACUCGUGGUUCAGCCCUGGCCGAGAAGCCGCCCAGGAACACGAGGAGGGCGUGGUCACCCCGCUGCAGCCCCUGGGCGUUCCCCGGGACCCGGAGGCCAGGGAGUACCUGGCGGGACUCGGGCUGCUGCCAGGCAUGGGGACCGAGGGGACGCCAGGCCCUCAGCCCCAGGAUCCCGCGUCCCUGCCCAAGUCCUCACAGAGCAGCAAGCGGCCCCUCAUAGAGGACUACUGCUUGGCUCUGGUGUCGAGGUCCCAUGACAGCAUGGCCGACGUUUCCUCCGCACAAAGCGACUCCUCCGAGGCCUCCAGUGAGUCUUGUCCUCCCCCUGCCUUGGGGCCUCCUGUAGCUGAGCCCAAGGCCCCGAGGUGAUCCCACUCUUGACUCUCCUCUACCAGGCCAGCCACAGCAAGAGAGGAGCCCUGCUCCCAGUGCAGCCCCCGACUCCUCCAAGCCCUCCAGCCAGCCACCGCAGGAGAGGAGCCCUGCUCCCAGCGCAGCCCCCGAGCCAGCCUCCAAGGCGUCGCCCUCCAGCCCCAGUGCCAGGAGCCGUGUGGACCUCGCAGAGCCAGAAGCCGCCGCAGCUGCCCGUGAGGGGAGCUGGGACCGCAGCCACCGCUCACACCACAGCCAGCGCCCAGGGCAAGAGGCAGGGCCGGCACAGGGUCGGCAGGAGGAUCCUCUGGUUCCUACUGAGGGCGUGCUGCAUCCUGCCGUCCCGAGGGAGCAGCCCUGGUCACUGCUGCCACAGAGCGGCCCCCAAGUAGCCUCGCUCCGCCCCCCCCCCUUCACCAGGAGCAAUGCACAGGCUGAGCUCACUGAAUGUUUUUCUUUUCUUAAGCAUUUGCAAAUGCUUCUCAUGAAUAAAAUUCAACUUCCUGUGUGGCUUUGGUCCCGUGUGAUGUUUGGGUCCCUGUGUGCACCAUGGGGAGGUGAUGG